AUGGAUUCUACAGAUUAUAAUCCAUCUGCCAACGCGAAAGAACUUAAAGAUUCCACCUGGCGAGAUAGGAGCAGCUUGAUCGAUCGGUUAUCCUCACCCAUCGCUUCAACUCUGCCCAACAAGAAGUUACCAAGCGAACCAAUCGACAAACCGGCAUCCACCGAAGUCUCUAGCAAUCAGAAUAUAAAACAACACCUCGAAACAAACAGAGGUAAGAAGAACUUUCCCGUACACAGGAAAGAAACUAAGACUAAUCAAGAGCCGUCCCUUGAAAAGAAGCGCCCAACACUGUUCAGUUACGAGCUUUAA
Molecule: messenger RNA, 309 nt
Organism: Puccinia graminis f. sp. tritici CRL 75-36-700-3
Lineage: Eukaryota; Fungi; Basidiomycota; Pucciniomycetes; Pucciniales; Pucciniaceae
Exons: 3
Coding region: 1-309 (102 amino acids)
Source: RefSeq, a predicted model, not a curated record